Papaver somniferum (opium poppy) is the source of this 2266-nucleotide messenger RNA. RefSeq names its product cytochrome P450 CYP82D47-like. Gene Ontology annotation, biological process: defense response to other organism. The transcript has 2 exons. The coding region runs from base 365 to 2068 and encodes 567 amino acids. The record is from RefSeq and is a predicted model, not a curated record. Gene Ontology annotation, molecular function: monooxygenase activity; iron ion binding; heme binding. NCBI's taxonomy places the organism in Eukaryota, Viridiplantae, Streptophyta, Magnoliopsida, Ranunculales, Papaveraceae.
CACCUGGAGGUGUGAAGUGUGUCCUGCCAGCACAUUUAUGGCAUAAAAGAACACUCAAAAGGUCAAUUUUCUGUUGAAAAGAACUGGCCGGCCAUGUAGCAAAUGUCCAACCAAAAUUCUCCAUAUCGAUCAAAACAAAAAACUAGUGAACUAAAGACAUCCACAUGUGACCGUUUCUUGGUUUCUGAAAGAAAAUAUUAUCUUACUUGGACACCUAAUUUGACUUAUAUUCAGUUCGUUUAAGACGGAAAUCCAUUCAAAAGAGAUAAUGUCUUGAGUGUUGUUCAUACCAUCAUUUAUCAGUUCCCCUUGAAGAUAGUCACCCACUCACCGACUUGUUAUCAUAGUCUCCAUCUGCUAAAAAAUGGUAGAUUUCAUUUACCAGUACUUCGCGUUGGCAAGUAUUGGGGGCUUGUUAGCUUGCAUAUCCUUCUUCUACUUUCUAUGGAUCUCAGUUAUAAGGCCAAGAUAUAUGAAAACCAGACAUCAUGAUUCCAACGAUAUGAAACUAACCCCGAUACCACCACCUGAAGUUGGAGGCGCGUGGCCAAUAAUAGGUCAUCUUCCUCAACUGGCAGGAUCUACACCUCUGUUCAAAAUCCUUGGCGACAUGGCUGACAAGUAUGGAAGUAUUUUCAUGGUCUGGUUCGGUAUGUACCCAACGCUAGUUGUGAGUAGUUGGGAGAUGUCUAAAGAAUGCUUCACCAUCAACGACAAGUUCCUUGCUAGUCGCCCACCUACUGCUUCUGGCAAGUACCUUGGUUAUGACUUUGCCAUGCUUGGUUUCGCCUUUUAUGGUCCUUACUGGCGUGAGUUGCGUAAGAUCUCUACUCUCCAAUUACUCUCCCAUAAGCGUCUCGAGUUGCUCAAGCAUGUCACGAAUUCAGAGAUCGAAAACUGUAUAAAAAAAUUAUACCAAGGUUGGAAUAAAAACCAGAACCAAAACCAAAUCAAACAGGAAGGUGCAACUUCUGGAUCCUUUAAAGUCGACAUGACUCGGGUGUUUGGAGAUCUAACCUUGAAUACAGUGUUAAAGUUGGUUGUAGGAAAGGCUCUCUACACUGAGGAUGACAAUGAAAAAGAGAGAGAAGAGAGUCAAAAACUGCAUGAGACCAUCUCAGAAUUCUUCAGACUAGCAGGAGUUACCGUUGCAUCUGAUGCUCUUCCGUUCCUUGGGAGGCUGGAUGUGGAUGGACAAAAGAAACAGAUGAAGAGGAUAGCCAAGGAGAUGGACUUGAUUGCUGAAAAAUGGCUUGAAGAGCAUCGAGAAAGAAAGAGACCGCGGACACUAUUACACGCAGCAGCAGACAGCAGUAAUGAUGAGAACGACUUCAUGGAUGUGUUGAUAUCAGUUCUUGAUGAAGCGAAGGAUAAUCUCUUCUAUGAUUACAGUCGGGACACUGUCAUUAAAGCCACCUAUCUGGCACUUACCUUAGCUGCCUCAGACACAACAUCAGUGUCAAUGACAUGGGCUCUCUCACUACUACUCACCAAUCCUAGUGUCUUACAGAAGGCCCAGGAAGAACUUGACACCGUAGUCGGCAAGGAUCGAAACAUACAGGACCAUGACAUCAAUGACUUGGUCUACCUCCAAGCAAUUAUCAAGGAAACACUGCGGCUGUACCCUGCAGGCCCACUUUCUGUACCCCACGAGGCUAUUGAAGACUGCAAUAUAGGUGGGUAUAAAGUGAAAGCAGGCACACGCUUGUUGGUUAACCUGUGGAAACUGCAUCGUGAUCCACGAGUGUGGUCAAACCCGUUGGAGUUUAAGCCAGAGAGGUUUCUUUCAGAGCUCGAUGGUGGUACUGGUGGUGAAGCAGCAAAUCUGGACUUUAAGGGUCAAAAUUUUGAGUACACACCGUUCGGAUCAGGACGAAGGAUGUGCCCAGGGCUCAAUUUAGCCAUCCAGACACUUCAUAUGUCACUAGCUUGCCUACUUCAUGCAUUCGACUUCGACAUAUCAACUGGACUGGUAAUAGACAUGGCUGAAGGUUCGGGUUUAACCAUGCCCAAAGUAACCCCACUAGAAGUUCACCUUUACCCACGUCUUCCCAGCACACUUUACUAGAUUUACCAAAGAUGGAAGCUAUAACCAGAAGUGAUUUCCCAAUGUCUUACCGACUGACAGUAACUUCCUACAAUUGUCUUUAAGAAUGUUUUCUGCGUUUCGUUGUUUGUGAUGGCUCUUUAUUUGCUACAUAAACUUCAUGGACCUGGUAUUUCCGAUAACUUAAUGGCAUUAUUAUCUUAAUAUGGUUAAACAUCA